This is a messenger RNA of Teleopsis dalmanni, 1441 nucleotides long. RefSeq lists its product as uncharacterized. The record is from RefSeq and is a predicted model, not a curated record. Bases 93 to 842 code for a protein of 249 amino acids. The transcript is spliced from 5 exons. Lineage: Eukaryota; Metazoa; Arthropoda; Insecta; Diptera; Diopsidae.
UACAACUAAAGCCAGUUUCUAAUUUUUUCUCUGCCAACAACUAAAGAAUUCUAUAUCCAAAUUAUAGUGUAUUGUAUAUUUCGGAAUAAAAUAUGGGUCGGAAAUUGAAAGAAGAUCUAAGUGAUUCACUCGAUGAUAUAUUUAAAGCAUUUAAAAAGGAACUUAAUUUACACCGCGAACGUCAAAAAGAGAUCGUAGAAGGCUUUAUGAAGAAAGUUAAUUUUCUUAAAAAGAAUCAUACCAACUCAAUUGACAAGACUUUUAAGAGAGACGUUAGGAGGAUUCAACUUGAAGACAAUAAAAAGAGUGUGUGGAAAUUACCAUCAAUUAUUGGACCUAGACCAUUCCAAGGAAAACACAAAAGACUUGUUUAUUGUGACUGCUCUUCAGACGGAAGUGAUUUAGAUUCAGAAUCAGAAUCAGAAGUAGAUGAUGAUGACGACGAUGAUGACUUUGAGGAUGAAGAUGAGAAGAAGGAUCAGCGGCACAUAAAUGGAAAAUGUUGCACACUACGAAUACAACGUAAUGUUCAAAAAGGUCGGAAAUAUCCUCCAAAGCCCAAGAGAAAAAACUUUAAAAAGAAGCAAAGUCUGGCAAAGCUUAAAAUUUCGUCAAUCAGUAAAAAUGAGUUGAAACUUAAACAGAAUUUGCUCCAUUUAAUUAAUGAGGAGAGAAAGAAUAAAACAGACACGGGUGCCAUGAAUUGUUCGAUUCCAAUGACCGAACAACAGAAUUUGGAGAUGCCGGGACCAAGUGGACAUUCAGGUUCACUUAUAGUUAAUAUGCCGAUGGGCUGUAACCCUGUUAAGAAGAAAGCUUUUAAGAAACAAAGGAAGAAAUAAAUCACAUAUUUCAAGUAAAAAAACUGAUUCAAAAGCUAAAAAUGAUGAGAUUCGAGAGGAAGAGUGUAACAGUUGAAAAAGAAAAUAUCGACGAUAAACAAGAUUCUGGUAUGUCAUAGGUAUACAGAAAAUUGUCUACUGCACAACUCGAGACUCACAGCAUUUGGACGCAGACUUUAAUACUUAAACCGAAUGAAGCCAGAUGUUCUUACUGAUGUAUUGAACUAUCAGAUUCUUUUGAUUGUUUCGGGAAGGAAAGGUUAAUAGUUGUAAGCUGUAUACCUUCACAGAGUCGGUAAUUUCUGUCUUAGAUCUCAUCAUAAUUAGAUCAAAUCAUCAUGCAAUCAGUUUUUUUUUUGGUGUACUUAUUUAACAAAAUUGUGGAUGAAGGAGGCAUGGUGUAUUUUUUGGAGGAUGGCAGCAAAAAUGGAAAAUACACAAUUUAUAUGCAGGCGCUGUUAAGAUAAAGGACAAAUGUAACACUAACCUUUCGUUUAAUCCUUUCAGGAUGGAGAGAUUAAAUUAUAACAAAAAUGAUAAAUUUUGAAGAGGUUUUUCUUCGGUUAAGCGAUGUGAAUCACAAAACUCUUUGAAAAUAU